AUGGGCAAGAAAAGCAAAAAGAAAAAAAGCACCAACAAAGAGGCUCAUCAGGCUCGUAUGAGAGAAAGGGCCGAGCGUAGGGAAGAAGAAAGAAAAGCAGGCGAAGAAGAGGAAGAAUACCAGGAUGAUCCAUCUGCUAACGAGCACGAGCUUGCUUACGGCGGAAAGCCUCGGCCGUUUCUGGAUGGCGAUUUUGUUCGCUACUACGACCCUGCAAAUAGAAAUCGCAUGUUUCGGGGAGUCAUUCGUCGCAAAGCAGAUGGGAGCGACGAGGAACUUCCAGAAGGAAAGUUCCAAUUUACGGCCUACGGAGAGAACGCCACAGCGAUUAUCGUUGACGAAAAAGACAUCUACACGGACCUUCACUUCACCCAGCUAAGAUAUAAAGUAGGUGACAAUGUGCUAUGCUACGUGAAAGACACUCCAGAGGAUGAUGUUGGAGAGUGGAUCCAGCAUGAAGUCAUUGAAUUAUGGCCUCAUCCGGCUGCAACGGACAAUCGGAACGUCUUGUCGCGGGCCUAUCCGUUGUAUCUUUGCCAACCAGAAGUGGAAUUGGAGUAUGUCACGCCAGUCUAUGAUGACUUGUCAGAAGAAGAGAUUAAAGACAUCCCACUGUCUACACGCUUUGAUGUUGGGGACAAGGUUGUUUUCAAUGCAGCUUUAGCAGAAGGAAUCAAACUAGCAGGAAGGUAUCUUGGAGAUGGUUGGAGAGACGGCAAAAUCGUUGACACCAUUCCGAUGAAAAUCAAACAAGACGCUAGAAAGAGUCCAAAGUACGCAGUUUUCUUGGGAUUCUACGAAUGUUCAUUUCAGCACAAGGGGAAGGUACACCGAUGCUUAAUCCUCGAAGACUCGGAUGAAUACAUCGCUCGGGACGAUCCUCGGGCAAGGCUUAGAAAUGCAAUAGAGGAUGACUGUAGUUUGCAGCACAUAUCAUAUUUGGUCGAUGAGUUUGGAAUCGAUGUAUCUUCCUUCCAAGACUCUUUCAUUGCAGAGGCAUUGGACCUUGGUAGUUACAAUGCGCUUUUGUGGAUACAAGACAAUCUGGGACUAAAACUGACUACUUUGCUGAAAGCUGGCGGGGAUGCGAUGUUACAGCGUUUUGCAUCGUCUCCUCAUAUUCUGCGCUUCAUACACCAAGUGGUUGCACAAAAUCAGUCGCGGUCAAAAUCAGGCAUUGACAACAUCUACGGAUUGUUUCGAGGAUGCUUUCGAGGGAUCUAUCUCGACGCGAACAGAAAUUAUUUCCUCACAUUGGUAAUGAAGAACAACGUCAGAGCUUUAGACUAUGCGUUGUCUCCACUGGCCCUGGGGAGCCUGUUUGCGUAUGGCGAAUCGGAUGGUCUUUGUUUAGAAGACAUGAUCAAAGAUCUGGAAAAGACAUUGACGCCCUCGGUUAUUUGGCAAAUUCGUUAUAUUGCAGGUCGCUUCACUUCAUUCAAACGAGUGUCUAAUAUCUCGGAUUCGUUCGGUUUUGAAGAAGAAUUGGUCAGAGAGCAUUUUCAGGGAUCAAAAGCAAAAUCCAGAAUGCAGCAAUAUUUGCGACACUGUUGGGAUUAUCGCUUGAUUGAUGUAGGCCAUUGUAGUUUUUAUGGCAAUGAGCAUAUGAAGGAUGAAAAGUUCAAAGCGAAGUCAGACUUCCAAUCACUUGGUCGGCAUCGAGACUACAAUCUUCUUCAACUGAUGAUAGAAGAGGACCCCACGUUGCUCGAUCACCAGGAUUCAUUUGUUCUUCUGAAAACCCGUGCCGACCUGGAAGAAUUCGUGCAGCCAGAUCUGAAAAAAUGGGUUAAUAGGGAUGAAGAAAAAUAUACCUACGUUUCGUUGGUUGAUGCCGUUGCCAGUGGCGAAACCAAAAGCUUCUCUGAAUAUAGCUGGGACCAAGGGUUGAAUAUGUAUUUUUUAUGCUUACAAGAUUUCCUUGCGAAACAGGACUUCAAUCGCAAGGCAUGGAUCGACGAAAUGAUGACAAGAGUAUCUGACUUUCGACUAGAUAGCUUCAGUUAUACCGACUCGUAUAUCGCGACUUUUGAGCGCAAGAUAGCACUCAUGGCAGACGAUGAUAAUGUUGAAGACCAAUGGAAGCUGCUCGACUAUCUCGUGAAAGACAAAAAUUCCCCGCAACCAAGCCUGGCCUUAGCAAUCGCUUUUCGACAAUGCAGUGCUGUUCGAUGGCUUGUUGAAGGCGGUUACACAUCUCUCACUGGUGAUAUCGAACCGGAAGUUGAAUCCCAUCUUGAGAUGACAAUUGACUCUGCUUUUGGGCUAGGACACUCAGCACGUGCAUGGAGGAAAAACAAGCUUUUUCUUCUGUCUCUCCUAACAAUACAGUACGACGACAUUCAAACUUUGAAUUGGUUAUUUGAUCUGCACGGGGCUGGCGUUCUUUCGGACCCGACUGCGGAUUUCAACUUGGUUCACGCUGCAGCGCAUUUUGGGCGCAUUGAGAUAAUGCAUUACUUGAGCACUCUGUCAACAUUUGCAUCGUUUGUGAUGGAGUCUGUUGGAGACGGCAAGUACAAAGGCUUGUACGCAGCUCAUGUUGCGGCAUCGUGUGGGCACAUUACUAUUGCGGAUGUGCUACUGUCGCGUGGGUGUCCGGUAGUUGACAUGAACCAAGUUUCGAUUGUGGAGAUUGCAUCGAAAUCUAGUUAUGAGUUUGUUCGGAGUUGGGUUCCACCCUCACUUGCAUCUUCGCAAUUGGAGCAGGAUCUAAAUUUGCUUCUGAGUUUAGCCGGAACGGAGUCCCCGUCGUUGGAUGCAUUGAAGGAUCAUGUACUUCAAACGAAAUGCAUGGAUCUGAAAUCCUGGCAGGCUGUUGACUGCUGGACCAUGGACGAUACAGAAGAGCUAAGUUACUCGUACGCGUCGGUUAUCACGCGAUGCCUUGAAGUUGGAGCUGUCGAUUUUUGUCUUUGGAUGUGCACCAGGAUGAUUGCAGCAGAAGAAAUGGAUUCGAAUGGACACUAUACAUUCUUUGGGGAUAAAGGCUGGGAUAUUGUCUACAUCAAACUUGAUUGCUCUGUAUUUGUUGGUACCGAACUCCUUUCCGGCGCGACAGCCUCAAAAUUGCUACGAUCUGUCAAAGUUCGAGACUACAUAGCUGAUCCCCACCCUCUGAUGAAACUUUUCAUGGAUGUCAAGUUGAAGGAAAAGUUGGUAUCGAUGGUCACAAGAGUAGUUGUCAUCUUGCAAUUGCAUAAUCAAUGUUUGCUGGAAAGUCGAAGGCUACUUGUUUCGCAAUCCGGUGACAAUCAAUUGCGAAGCCUGAUCGAGCUCAUUCGGGCUUGUGCGAACAUAAUCAAACAGGAAGCCGAACCUGCUAGUGACACAUACAAUCCCAUCACAAACUCUGGAGAAAUUAAUUUCAAUGCGUACUAUCCUAGGCUUGAUAUGGCAAAGUUGAAAUCCCUGAGACAUUUUGUUUGGAAGCCACCCAAUCUGGAUAAACUCCACUUACUGCUUCCUGUUGAUGGGGAUAUCGAUGUGAUUAGGAUUUGCCUAACGAAAAGCCAAAGCUUGAAUGCGAGAAAAGAGGUCACUAUGACGUAUUUGGCAUCCUGUUUAGGCAGAAAUGACGUUGUGAAACUCCUACUCGCAGAGCCACCCGAAAUUGUUUUUUCCUCUUCGCUGCAUGACCGAAGCUGGUACGCAGCAUUAGGAGCUUUGGAAAGAGGAAGCUUUGAAGAGUUUCAUGCUUAUCUGCAAUACACCACCAGCGUAGUUGAUCCUGUAAAGGGAGAGUAUGCGACAUAUUUUGAAGGUGAUCUUCCACGCCAGAACUAUCACAAAGAGGAGGACGAUCCUGAGUAUGGGAUGCAUAUCCAGACUUUAUCGAUGGAUGACGUAUCAAAAUCUAUUUGCUAUUUCUACAUCCAUGGUUUCUUGGUUCGAUAUGGUGGAUCAUCAAACGAAAGCUCUGGUCAUUUGAAGCAAACAUCUCAAAACGAAGUCAAAAAAAUUAUUGCUUUCGGGGCGUACGGAAGGCGACACAUCUUGCUUGCAGCGGUAUGGGUAGUGGAUCGAUCUCGAUAUUCCGAUAUUAAAGUUGUUGAGAUAAUCCGAGGGAUGUUGUAUUUGGUCGACUGUCUUGGGGUAGGGCGCCAAUGUACAAGUGAAGAAAGAAAGCUUCUCCAGCGAUUGACAACUUCUAUUGUAUCAUACAUUGAGGCAAGCCUAUUAUUUGUGGAUCCAAGCCGAUCGCAAAACACCAUGGAUUGGAACCUUGUUCUUUCAUCAUGGGUUGGACAGAUGUCAAAUAUCGGCAUCGAUCUACUUGUUGACCCAAAAGAUUGGCGUUGGUUGCGUAAGGAGAAAGCAAGGGAAUUCCUCCAAAGUCUGCACAUGCAGCAAGAAUGCCGCUUUCGGCAAUUGGACGCACUGAAAAACGGAGGAUCUGUGAAAGAUCUCUGCGAUGCAAUUUCACGAGGCAGUCUUGAUGAGAGGGCAUGCGAUCGAAGUGGUCUUUAUCUUGUUCACGCUGCAGCUGCGUAUGAUAGAGUUGAUGCAUUGAAGUGGUUAAUUGAUGAAGGCGUCGCCAGUCUAAACCAACUGGAUGCCAAUGGUCGGACCGUGUUGCAGGUUGCAGAGUCGAGCAAGGCAAAGAAUGCUACAUUAUGGAUUCGACAGAGAAAGGCAACUCUGGCAAUCACCAAGUUUUUGAGGAAUGCAAUUUGCGAGAGAAACGCGAGACGAAGGAUGGCAUCAAUUCGUCGCGGAAUUUCCAAACUGCAAGCAGUAUGUCGUGCUUGGUCAGUGAGACAAGCUACAAGAACGCAGGUUCUUAUGCAUGUGGAGAGCUCUCGUUUGUUUCAGCAUGUUUGGUGCAAAUGUAUUGACCUCAUCGGAAAUACGAUGGUUGGCGCUUCUGAGUGGUCAUCAAUCCGUGACUCAACAGUUGAUUUUGUGAAAUCGUCCGAAGAACUACAAGCUGAUGAGGGUAUUAUUGUCAACGACAUCAGCACCACUCGUGAAAUUUCAGACGAUAUGAUUGAGACGUUGGAAGUGCUUGAUACUGCCAUGGAAAGUGUCCAAAAUACCAUCUUUGACAAUGCGUCAAACCAACCAAACGUUGAUGAUAAUGAAAUCAGAAAGAUGUCCCGACCGAUGCCAUCUCCAGAUAUGAGCAAAACAAUGGACGAAAUUGCAUACAAAACCAUCCAGUAUACUCCUCACGUUGUCAAGUGGCUGAAGCAGGGAGAUUCCAAAUACAGAGAUUUCUUCGUUCGUCGCAUCACCCAGCUUUCUCAAGGUGAGCGGAGCCGUAUCCUUGCCAAACGACUGAAAGGCAGCAAGACGGUCACCGUGUACGAGACCUAUUUGGAACAAAAGUCAGGCUUUCGAAUUUUGUGGACCGAAGAAGGUGCCAACAUGCUGAUCUGGUAUGUUGCAAAGCACGACAAUGUAUCUCGGAUGGUAAGGCUGAUUGAUGACUCUAAUGCUCGAAGCAACCGACAACUUGUGCCUGGUGAUAGCUUGUUUGUUGACGUGUCUGAAACGAUGGAUCACAAUACGAAUCCAAGUCGUAUCAUGUUAGAUCCGACUGGAAAUGUUCCUCUGAAAGUAUAUCAGUUUGGUGGCAUCGAUGAGGUCGGCCAAGUCGUGGAAGACUCUUGGACGCCCCGUUUGAAGUUGACCGAUGAAGAACGAGACAUCGUCGAGACGACGGGGACCGUGUUGCUUCUAGGUAGAUCGGGAACAGGAAAGACUGUUUGUAUUUUGAGUCGAAUGGACUACGAUCGUCAGGUCAAUGUGCACGACUUGACUUUCACACAGCUCUUUGUAGCUCGGUCUCGUCGGUUGUGCAAGUAUGUAUCAGAGACUGUGGGACAGACACAGAAUCCAAAUGGUAAUGCCAAUGGUGAUACAACCGUGGUCACGACAAGCAUGACCUUUACCACAUUUGAUGAGUUGUUGUCGAGGUUGGAGUACGCACUACCCAGAGUGGAUAAUAUUCGAGAUAUGUUUCGGCGCAGCGAACGGAUGACUUUUCAAAGAUUCAAGACGGAGGUGUACUCGGGCGACAAAGGCAUCGACCCGUUGCUGGUAUGGUCAUGUAUCCGAUCCUUCAUCAAGGGAUCCAUCGAGGCUACAACACAGCUGCAGGCAGACAAUCAUGUCGUGGAUCGACAGUCGUUCUUGAAUUUGGAGAUCUUUGGUAGCAGGCGUUGUCGCCUGGGUGUCGACGAGCAGCGACCCAUCGUGUACGAUAUCUUUGUGAAGUACCAGCGGUAUAUGGAAGAGUACAACCUGUGGGACGACUGCGAUCGCAUCAUGGCGCUGUUGCAACGGCUGGAGUCAUCCAAGACCACCGCUCCCGACAUUUACCACCAAAUCCGCAAGCGAAAGAUCUAUGUGGAUGAAAUCCAGGACUACACUCAAGCGGAGAUUUUGCUGUUUUUCUAUUUGAGCGGACCUGGCGAUCUGUUCUUGGCUGGCGAUCCAGCACAGAGUGUCGUAGAGGGAGUUGAGUUUCGAUUUGAAGACAUCCGUUCCGUCGAAUAUCAUAUCGCCAAGGACAAGAGUGGGCUGUUGCUGCAAAAGCCAAAGACGGUCAAUGUCAAUUACCGCAGUCACGCUGGUAUUCUGAACACGGCUGGAGCCAUCUUGUCGUGCAUGUUUGGUGCGUUUCCUCAUAGCGCCAAGCAGCUGAAGGAAGAUCGAGGUGUCUUUGUGGGUCCAAGACCUGGAGUGCUGUACAAGGUAUCGACCGCAAUGGUCGAGUCUGUCAUCAAGACCAAGCUAAACGGAACGAUGAUCUUGGUCCACGAUUCCAGUGUAUCUCGUUGGCGUCGUGCUUUGGGUGGAUACGCCUUGGUGUAUGGUAUUCGUGCGGCCAAGGGUUUGGAAUUCAAGAGUGUGAUGGUGUUGGGAUUCUUUGGUGAGCUUCCAGAUGGCAUUCAAAAGCCAUGGCGAGACUUAUUGCUGGGUAGAGCCAAUGAUGAAUAUCAGAAUUUGUAUCCAGAAGUGGAAGGUCACAUGAAGUUGUUGUAUACAGCUGUGACUCGUAGCAUUGAACGUUUGUUCUUUGUGGAAAUAGAAGGCAGCGUUGCGGGAGAUGCCUUUGUCCGUUGGAUCACGACGACGUCCAUGGCGCGAAACAAGACUCGUAAGGGAACCGAGUCGCAAUCUGCAUCAUCAUCUUCGACGCCAUUGGUUCCACUGGCGAGUCGCAACAAGGUGGACGAUGUGGAGAAUAUGACAAUGACGAGGGACGAAUGGCUAUCGUCAGGGAUGGACAAUGCGGAAGCCGCGGAAGUAGAGGAAGACUUGUCGGCAGCCGAAUCAUUGUGGGACAAGGCCAUCUAUUGCUUUCGAGAGGCCGGAGAUGAUGAUUUGGCCCGCAAGGCGCGAACGCAUCGAUCGAGCGUUCGGUUUCAAAUGAGACUCCCUGUCCUGACACCAGGGGGGCAUGGAAAAGAUAAGCCAACAUUGGAGGAUGAUGAUGGUGAAUUGUCAUCCGAGUAUCGUCUGUUGGAGAUGGAAGGCGCAAGCGUCGUGGAGUCGCUCUUGUGCGAGGGUCUGUUAGAGGAAGCGAAGAAUCUGUGUCGACGGUUGAUUCCAUUCAUGUCGGAGGAAUCAGUCGAUCAUCUACAGCGCAAGAUCAUUCGACGGUUGUAA
Molecule: messenger RNA, 7620 nt
Organism: Cylindrotheca closterium
Lineage: Eukaryota; Bacillariophyta; Bacillariophyceae; Bacillariales; Bacillariaceae
Source: the annotation of a GenBank genome assembly